Gorilla gorilla gorilla (western lowland gorilla) is the source of this 4140-nucleotide messenger RNA. It is a transcript of the gene CHRD, whose product is annotated as chordin. Gene Ontology annotation, biological process: dorsal/ventral pattern formation; negative regulation of BMP signaling pathway; multicellular organism development. The transcript has 24 exons. Lineage: Eukaryota; Metazoa; Chordata; Mammalia; Primates; Hominidae. The record is from RefSeq and is a predicted model, not a curated record. Bases 431 to 3409 code for a protein of 992 amino acids. Gene Ontology annotation, molecular function: BMP binding.
CCCUCCCUCCCCUCCCCCACCCGCGAUCCGGGCCGCUGCUGCUGGGCCGGACCCCCCGGGCUCAGCCCGGCCCCUCGCCGAGCUGCCGCCGCCGCCCCGUUUGCUGAGGAGGAGGCCCCCGGCCGGGGCGUCGGGCGCGGGGCAUAAAACGGGCCGGAGCCGGCGCCCGGGGCAGUAGAGCCGCGUACGGCCCGGGUCAGCGCCCGCCCGCCCGCGCUCCUCCCGGCCGCUCCUCCCGCCCCGCCCGGCCCGGCGCCGACUCUGCGGCCGCCCGACGAGCCCCUCGCGGCACUGCCCCGGCCCCGGCCCCGGCCCCCUCCCGCCGCACCGCCCCCGGCCCGGCCCUCCGCCCUCCGCACUCCCGCCUCCCUCCCUCCGCCCGCUCCCGCGCCCUCCUCCCUCCCGCCUCCCCAGCUGUCCCGUUCGCGUCAUGCCGAGCCUCCCGGCCCCGCCGGCCCCGCUGCUGCUCCUCGGGUUGCUGCUGCUCGGCUCCCGGCCGGCCCGCGGCGCCGGCCCCGAGCCCCCCGUGCUGCCCAUCCGUUCUGAGAAGGAGCCGCUGCCCGUUCGGGGAGCGGCAGGCUGCUCCUUCGGCGGGAAGGUCUAUGCCUUGGACGAGACGUGGCACCCGGACCUAGGGGAGCCCUUCGGGGUGAUGCGCUGCGUGCUGUGCGCCUGCGAGGCGCCUCAGUGGGGUCGCCGUACCAGGGGCCCUGGCAGGGUCAGCUGCAAGAACAUCAAACCAGAGUGCCCAACCCCGGCCUGUGGGCAGCCGCGCCAGCUGCCGGGACACUGCUGCCAGACCUGCCCCCAGGAGCGCAGCAGUUCGGAGCGGCAGCCGAGCGGCCUGUCCUUCGAGUAUCCGCGGGACCCGGAGCAUCGCAGUUAUAGCGACCGCGGGGAGCCAGGCGCUGAGGAGCGGGCCCGUGGUGACGGCCACACGGACUUCGUGGCGCUGCUGACAGGGCCGAGGUCGCAGGCGGUGGCACGAGCCCGAGUCUCGCUGCUGCGCUCUAGCCUCCGCUUCUCUAUCUCCUACAGGCGGCUGGACCGCCCUACCAGGGUCCGCUUCUCAGACUCCAAUGGCAGUGUCCUGUUUGAGCACCCUGCAGCCCCCACCCAGGAUGGCCUGGUCUGUGGGGUGUGGCGGGCAGUGCCUCGGUUGUCUCUGAGGCUCCUUAGGGCAGAACAGCUGCAUGUGGCACUUGUGACACUCACUCACCCUUCAGGGGAGGUCUGGGGGCCUCUCAUCCGGCACCGGGCCCUGGCUGCAGAGACCUUCAGUGCCAUCCUGACUCUAGAAGGCCCCCCACAGCAGGGCGUAGGGGGCAUCACCCUGCUCACUCUCAGUGACACAGAGGACUCCUUGCAUUUUUUGCUGCUCUUCCGAGGGCUGCUGGAACCCAGGAGUGGGGGUAAGUGGGAUGGGGGCAAAACACGUGAGAAGGUUAGGGAGAGCACCUGUCUCAGAAAGGCCCACAUGUGCGGCCUUGCAGGACUAACCCAGGUUCCCUUGAGGCUCCAGAUUCUACACCAGGGGCAGCUACUGCGAGAACUUCAGGCCAAUGUCUCAGCCCAGGAACCAGGCUUUGCUGAGGUGCUGCCCAACCUGACAGUCCAGGAGAUGGACUGGCUGGUGCUGGGGGAGCUGCAGAUGGCCCUGGAGUGGGCAGGCAGGCCAGGGCUGCGCAUCAGUGGACACAUUGCUGCCAGGAAGAGCUGCGACGUCCUGCAAAGUGUCCUUUGUGGGGCUGAUGCCCUGAUCCCAGUCCAGACGGGUGCUGCCGGCUCAGCCAGCCUCACGCUGCUAGGAAAUGGCUCCCUGAUCUAUCAGGUGCAAGUGGUAGGGACAAGCAGUGAGGUGGUGGCCAUGACACUGGAGACCAAGCCUCAGCGGAGGGAUCAGCGCACUGUCCUGUGCCACAUGGCUGGACUCCAGCCAGGAGGACACAUGGCCGUGGGUAUCUGCCCUGGGCUGGGUGCCCGAGGGGCUCAUAUGCUGCUGCAGAAUGAGCUCUUCCUGAACGUGGGCACCAAGGACUUCCCAGACGGAGAGCUUCGGGGGCACGUGGCUGCCCUGCCCUACUGUGGGCAUAGUGCCCGCCAUGACACGCUGCCCGUGCCCCUAGCAGGAGCCCUGGUGCUACCCCCUGUGAAGAGCCAAGCAGCAGGGCACGCCUGGCUUUCCUUGGAUACCCACUGUCACCUGCACUAUGAAGUGCUGCUGGCUGGGCUUGGUGGCUCAGAACAAGGCACUGUCACUGCCCACCUCCUUGGGCCUCCUGGAACGCCAGGGCCUCGGCGGCUGCUGAAGGGAUUCUAUGGCUCAGAGGCCCAGGGUGUGGUGAAGGACCUGGAGCCGGAGCUGCUGCGGCACCUGGCAAAAGGCAUGGCCUCCCUGCUGAUCACCACCAAGGGUAGCCCCAGAGGGGAGCUCCGAGGGCAGGUGCACAUAGCCAACCAAUGUGAGGUUGGCGGACUGCGCCUGGAGGCGGCCGGGGCCGAGGGGGUGCGGGCGCUGGGGGCUCCGGAUACAGCUGCUGCUGCGCCGCCUGUGGUGCCUGGUCUCCCGGCCCUAGCGCCCGCCAAACCUGGUGGUCCUGGGCGGCCCCGAGACCCCAACACAUGCUUCUUCGAGGGGCAGCAGCGCCCCCACGGGGCUCGCUGGGCGCCCAACUACGACCCGCUCUGCUCACUCUGCACCUGCCAGAGACGAACGGUGAUCUGUGACCCGGUGGUGUGCCCACCGCCCAGCUGCCCACACCCGGUGCAGGCUCCCGACCAGUGCUGCCCUGUUUGCCCUGAGAAACAAGAUGUCAGAGACUUGCCAGGGCUGCCAAGGAGCCGGGACCCAGGAGAGGGCUGCUAUUUUGAUGGUGACCGGAGCUGGCGGGCAGCGGGUACGCGGUGGCACCCCGUUGUGCCCCCCUUUGGCUUAAUUAAGUGUGCUGUCUGCACCUGCAAGGGGGGCACUGGAGAGGUGCACUGUGAGAAGGUGCAGUGUCCCCGGCUGGCCUGUGCCCAGCCUGUGCGUGUCAACCCCACUGACUGCUGCAAACAGUGUCCAGUGGGGUCGGGGGCCCACCCCCAGCUGGGGGACCCCAUGCAGGCUGAUGGGCCCCGGGGCUGCCGUUUUGCUGGGCAGUGGUUCCCAGAGAGUCAGAGCUGGCACCCCUCAGUGCCCCCUUUUGGAGAGAUGAGCUGUAUCACCUGCCGAUGUGGGGCAGGGGUGCCUCACUGUGAGCGGGAUGACUGUUCACUGCCACUGUCCUGCGGCUCGGGGAAGGAGAGUCGAUGCUGUUCCCGCUGCACGGCCCACCGGCGGCGGGCAGAAGGGCUGCUGUUGAGGUCCUGGGAAGACAACUCGGUCAAGUACAUGUGCUUCCGGCCCAGCAGCUGGCGGGUCUCAUGAGCCUGCCUGGCAAAGAGGCCUGUGAGACUGAAGCAGGUGGCCAUGGCUGUGACCUUCCACACUUAUGAGAUGGGGAGUCUCACUAUGUUGCCCAGGCUAGUCUUGAAUUCCUAGCAUGAAGCGAUCCUCCCAACUCAGCCUCCUAAAAAUGCUGGGAUUUCAGGCGUGAGCCACUGCACACAUGGCCUAGACUAGUGCUUUUCAAGCUUUCAUGCACAUGUGAAUCAUCUGGGAGUCUUGUUGAAAUGCAGACGCUGAUCAGAAGGUCUGGGGUGAGGCCUGGGCUGCUGCCUUGCCGACAAGCUGCCUGGUAAUGCUGCUGCUGUUGGUGCAGGAACACAUUACGAGUAACAAGGCUGUGGACGGCCCAUCACCUGACAUUUUUAGCAAAAUCUGCCAUACUACAAAGCUUCAUGUUCCAGCCGAGGUACCACUGGAAAUGGCACCAGGGAAGACCUUCAAAAGAAGGGUUUUUUUUUCCCCUCCCCUCCUCCACAAAUAGGUGAGUGAGGAGACUUCCUGACGCGGCUAAAAUAAAAAAUUAUAGCACUUUAUUUUUGACUGAUUAUAGAUGUAACAAUUCUCCACUGGAAAAGUUUCAGAAAAUAGAAAAGUAUAAACUGAAGAAAAUUUACUUACUUAAUAAAAUUAGAACUGCAAUUCAGAAUGAGCCUCAUUUACCUUUGAUGUUUUCCCUAGUCUUUUUUAUCCUGAACAUUAUGAUGCCAUGA